Messenger RNA from Tricharina praecox, 2446 nucleotides. Its product is annotated as alcohol oxidase protein. The record is from RefSeq and is a predicted model, not a curated record. NCBI's taxonomy places the organism in Eukaryota, Fungi, Ascomycota, Pezizomycetes, Pezizales, Pyronemataceae. Gene Ontology annotation, molecular function: oxidoreductase activity, acting on CH-OH group of donors; flavin adenine dinucleotide binding. Bases 170 to 2161 code for a protein of 663 amino acids. The transcript has 4 exons.
CUUGAGAUUCUGUUGAUGCCGCCUCGAAGCGAGCGGUCCUGGGCACUCAUAGCAAGACCGGAGAGCAUUUAAAGACCUUGAUGUGGCCCCGUAAUUCUUCUUUUCCUCACGCUCUCCAGUGAUCUCCUACCCAGCUCACCUACAGAGAAAUCCCACAACUUCUGCAAUCAUGGCUAUUCCCGACGAGGUCGACAUCAUUGUGUGCGGAGGUGGUUCUUGCGGAUGUGUGAUUGCCGGUCGUCUCGCCAACCUCGACCCGAAACUGAAGGUCCUCCUUCUCGAGGCCGGUGAGAACAACAUCAACAACCCAUGGGUUUACAGGCCGGGAAUCUUCCCCCGGAACAUGAAGCUGGACUCCAAGACCGCCAGUUUCUACCAGGCACAACCGAGUGAGCAUCUCCUCGGUAGAGCCCCCAUCGUCCCCUGCGCCAAUGUUCUCGGUGGAGGGUCUUCGAUCAACUUCAUGAUGUACACCCGAGCUUCGGCCUCGGACUACGAUGACUUCCGGACUCCCGGCUGGACCACUAAGGAGCUUUUGCCGUUGAUGCGCAAGCAUGAAACUUACCAGAGGCCUUCCAACAACCGUGAACUCCACGGAUUCGAGGGACCCAUCAAGGUCUCUUUCGGCAACUACACCUACCCGAUGAUGCAGGAUUUCCUCCGCGCCGUCGAGACUCAGGGCAUUCCCGUCACCGACGAUCUUCAAGAUCUCGAGACCGCUCACGGAGCGGAGCACUGGCUCAAGUGGAUCAACAGGGACACUGGACGCCGCAGCGACUCGGCUUCUGCCUACAUCCACAGCACCAUGCGAAACAAGGGCAACCUCUACCUGCUGUGCAACACUAAGAUCGACAAGAUCCUUUUCGAGGGUAACCGCGCAGUUGGAGUCAGGACCAUCCCCACCAAGCCCGUCGGCGGUACCAACAACCAAGAGGCCAAGAUCUUCCGCGCCAGGAAGCAGAUCGUCGUCUCGUGCGGAACCCUCAGUUCGCCACUUGUCCUUCAGCGCUCCGGUAUUGGUGCCACCGAGACUCUCCGCGCUGCCGGUGUUAAGCCCUUCAUCGAUCUCCCCGGUGUCGGUCAAAACUUCCAGGACCACUACCUGACAUUCUCGGUCUUCCGCGCAAAGCCCGACACCGAGACUUUCGACGACUUCGUCCGUGGCGACCCAGUUGUCCAGAAGAAGGUCUUCGACGAAUGGAACGCCACCGGUGGCGGUCCUCUGUCGACCAACGGAAUCGAAGCAGGAGUCAAGAUCCGACCCACCGAGCAGGAACUGGUCGACAUGGGCCCCGAGUUCCGCGAGGGAUGGAACUCCUACUUCAAGAACAAGCCCGACAAGCCUGUCAUGCACUACUCGCUUAUCUCCGGAUUCUUCGGUGACCACAUGCAGAUCCCUCCCGGAAAGUUCUUCUCCAUGUUCCACUUCCUGGAGUACCCGUUCUCUCGCGGUUACACCAAGAUCACUUCCGCCAACCCCUACGCCAUGCCCGAGUUCGAUGCCGGUUUCAUGAACGACUCCCGAGACAUGGGCCCCAUGAUCUGGUCGUACAAGAAGUCCCGAGAGACCGCGCGCCGCAUGGACUGCUACGCCGGCGAGGUGACCUCCCUGCACCCCACGUUCCGCUACGACUCCACUGCGCGAGCGGAGGACCUGUCGCUCGAAGACACCCUCAAGUACGCCGGCAAGGAUCACAUCACCGCUGGAAUCUACCACGGCUCCUGGGCGACCAAGUCGUCCAAGACCGCCGACCCCGAUGCCAACCACCUCAACAGCAAUCAAGUUUCUGUCCGCGGCGACUUGAAGUACAGCAAGGAGGACGACCUCGCCAUCGACGAGUGGGUCCGCCGCCACGUCGAGACCACCUGGCACUGUCUGGGUACCUGCUCGAUGGCUCCCCGCGAGGGUAACGAGAUCGUCAAGCACGGUGUCUUGGACCCGCGCCUGAACGUCCACGGAACCAAGGGCCUCAAGGUUGCCGAUCUGUCCAUCUGCCCCGACAACGUCGGCUGCAACACCUACUCGACCGCGCUGUUGAUCGGAGAGAAGGCGGCCAUGCUCGUUGCCGAGGACCUCGGAUACUCCGGCGACGCCCUCAAGAUGACAAUCCCUACUUGGCACAACGGAACUUACGAGACGACCGGCUUGGCCCGUCUUUAGGCUUUCCACCACCACCGCCACCAAGCCAUCAUCAUCUUCGCGUCUUUUCUUUUCUUUCUGGGUCAAUAGUUUUUUGUUGUUUCCGCGUAUGCAGUACUCCUCGGGAAGAGGGGUUUGUUGGGAUUUAAGGGUUUCAUUCAUGGUUCAUGUGGGUUACGAUAUUUUUACGACUGUCUUUUGCUGGUUUUGUUAGCCUUUCGAUUCGAUUGUUCAUAGCUUUUUCUUCCUUUUACUUCAGAAUAUGCCUUUGUUUAUGAUAGCAAAUAUGACUGUUUAUUCUUCAUG